AUGAGAACAAUCUCACAAAAACUAAUCUUAUUUUUAUCGAAAAAUCAAAAACUUAAAUAUUUCUUUAAUACAAGUAUUUUAUUACUAGUUUUUUAUUGGAUUUAUAAAAAUGUUUUAAUUAAAAAAAAUAAAAAUAAAAAUAAUAACCAUGAUGAUCAUGUCAACCAAAAAAUUCAAAAUAUUCAAGAAAAUCAAAAAACCACCACACAAAAUAUUCAAAAUAAAAGAAAUGAAGAUACAACAACAACUAAAAAUUAUUUUAAAUUAUCAAAUGAUAUUAAAAUUCAUGUUUUAAGUACACCAGAAGAAUGUGAUUUAAUUUUAAAUGAAUUUUAUCAAUCAUUAUUAUUGAAAAUGGUUGAUGAUAAAAAUUCACCACCAAUGAUUGAUGGUGCAGACGGUGUAAUAAUAAAUCAACAACAAACAACAACAGAAUUACUGUUAUUCCCAAAUUGUAAUGAAAUAAACAAUGAUGGUUUAGAUUUUAUAAUUGGUUUUGAUGCUGAAUGGGGUAAUCCAAAUAGUAUUUUUGAUGAUAAAAUUGAUGAUAAAACUACAAAAACACAUUAUAAUCAUAAAGUUGCAUUAAUUCAAUUAUCAAGUAAAAAUGAAACAUUUUUAAUUCAAGUUUCACAAAUGGAGAAAAUUCCAAUAUCAUUGGAACAGAUUUUAACAGAUCCUCGUUUAAUUAAAGUCGGUGUUGCAGUUUCACAAGAUGCAGCAACCAUUUUUCAAACAUUUUCAGUUGUUACAAAAGGGUAUGUUGAUUUAGUACCAAUUGCAAGAUUAACCAAUUAUGAAGGAAAUGGAUUAGCAAGUUUAGCAUUAAACGUUAUGAAUGUAACAUUAAAUAAAUCUAAUAAAAUUCGUUGUGGUCAUUGGGAGAAUAAAAAAUUAUCAAAUGAUCAAAUUCAUUAUGCAGCAGCUGAUGCAUGGGUUGGUAGAGAAAUAUUCGAAAUUAUGUUCAACACUUAUAAAAACUCAAAAACUGAUCCAAAUGAUAAAAAAGAUUUAGUUUAUACUUUAUGUAGACAAUUUACAGGUGCAAGUUUUAAAAGUAUAAAUAAAUUAAAAAAUAGAGAAAAUAAUAAUAAUGGCAAUAAUAAUGACAAUACCAAUAAUAAACCAAUUAAAGAAAACAUGUUAAAGAAAACUGUACCUGAUAAAAGAGUAUUAUAUGAUAAUUGUUUAAUGUAUAGUCCUGAUGAUGUAUUAUUAUCAAGUAUUAGUAAAAAGAAAGUUGAAUGGUAUGUUAGUAGACAAUUGGCAGAUAUAAUUAAAGAAGAACCAUUAUCAAUUAAAUUAAAAUUCCAACCACAUGGUGAAGGUCAUUCUGGUGACCAAUUUUAUUUAGCAUCAAAAGAGAAUAUUUGUGUAGUUUGUGGUUCAACUCAUAAAAUUCUACGUCAUUCAAUGGUACCACAUUGUUAUCGUCAAUAUUUACCAGAGGAAAUUAAAAGUCAUUCAUCACAUGAUGUAAUAUUAGUUUGUUGUGAUUGUCAUGCUAUUCUAGAUAAAAAGAAUCAAAUUAUGAAAAUGAUAAUUUCACAACAAUACAAUGUACCAAUUGAUAAUGAAAAUAAACAAUUUAUAACUGACCAUACUUUAUUAAAAAUUACUCAAAUCGCAUCAAUUGUUAAAAAUAAUUUCUAUUCAACAGGAAAUAAUAAUAACAUUAGUGAAGAUAAUUUAAUUAAAGGUAAUAAAAAAUGUAAAAAGAAUAUUCCAGAUGAGAAAUUAGAAGAAAUGAAGAAAAUUGUAAUGGAAUAUAUUGGAAAGGAAGAGAUUAAUGUUGAAGAUUUAGAUGAAAUUUUAAAAUUAAAUCCAAAACAAAAGAAUGAAAAUUAUAUUCCACAUGAAAAAAAAGUUAUUGAUAAAGUAUUGGCAAUGGGUGAAAAAGGUAUAUUUGAAUUUAUUCGUAGUUGGAGAAAGAAUUUCGUUGAAUCAGUUCAACCAAAAUUCCUUCCAGAACAUUGGUCAAUUGAUAAAGUUGUUUGUUGUGAUAAUGGUCAUCGUAAACCAAAAGAUCAAAGACAAAAACAAAUUCAAAAUCAAGAAUAA
Messenger RNA from Dictyostelium discoideum AX4, 2061 nucleotides. It is a transcript of the gene exdl2B, whose product is annotated as 3'-5' exonuclease domain-containing protein. The transcript has a single exon. The coding region runs from base 1 to 2061 and encodes 686 amino acids. NCBI's taxonomy places the organism in Eukaryota, Evosea, Eumycetozoa, Dictyosteliales, Dictyosteliaceae. The record is from RefSeq and is a predicted model, not a curated record. Gene Ontology annotation, molecular function: 3'-5' exonuclease activity; nucleic acid binding.